AUGGAUAAGGAAUGGACAAAGUUAAACCCAGCGAGUAUAGAGUACGAAAAUGAGGAUAAAAUUGAUGAUAUUGAUGGACUAUUGCAUGAAAGAUUUAGAGAGGUUGUACAAGCAGAAAAUGAAGUAAACGCAGGUCUCAACGAAGAUGCAAAAAAGUUCUAUAAUUUAGUCGAAGAAGCCAAACAAGAUUUGUACCCGGGUUGCAAAAACUUCUCUAAAUUGUCAUUCACCAUUCGUCUUUAUUUAUUGAAAUGUAUUUAUGGUUGGAGUAACGUAUCAUUCAAUGCUUUCUUAGAGUUGUUAAGAGAAGAUAUGCCUUCAUUGAACAUCCCUAAUACGUUCAACAAAACUAAAGGCAUGAUAAGGGAAUUAUGCUUGGAUUGUAAGAAGAUCGAUGCUUACUCUAAUGAUUGCAUGAUAUAUUGGAAAUCUCACGAGAAUGAUACUUCUUUCCAUGUUUGCGGUGCUCCACGGUGGAAUAAAGAUGUAAAUGGAAAUGAUAAAGUUGAAAAAAAUCAUAAGUCUUGUAAUGUUCCUUCGAAAGUUUUGAGGCACUUUCCCUUGAUUCCUAUACUUCAACGACUAUUUAUGUGUUCAAAGAUGGCUAGCUCAUCAUGGUGGCAUGAUGAAGAACGUUCAAAAGAUGGGAAGUUGAGGCAUCCUGCAGACGAAGAAGUCUGGACAUAA
This is a messenger RNA of Vicia faba (fava bean), 687 nucleotides long. The record is from the annotation of a GenBank genome assembly. NCBI's taxonomy places the organism in Eukaryota, Viridiplantae, Streptophyta, Magnoliopsida, Fabales, Fabaceae.